GACAAAAGCAAGCAUGCCAUAUCGUAAACUAAAUGUCAUUACUUCAAAAGCGAGUGACAGUGUGCAGGCACCUCCUGUUCAAGUUAUCAGGAAGCACAAGUCGCCGUCCCAACUCCGAUAUGACAGGAAACGAAGGAGGGAGUGGAAGCAGAGGAAAAGGUCUUCCCAUGAAAAGAAACCGAUGUCUCCUGAUCAUUCACCAUAUCCACGAGGAUCAACUGGUGAGCCGUUCAUACAACAUGAAGAUAAACAUAUUUGUAAUACUGUGAGUGUGGAACCAGUUUGUGAGAAACUUGAUGCAAAACCCAAGGUUCAACAUCAACAGCCAACUACUUUUGCCCCAGUGCUACAUAAUGCUAUUGUUCAUCAUGUAUCAUCUCAUUCUGUGCCGUCUCCGGGACCACGUUUGAAAGCUGCUAGGUCAGUACCGACAUCAGUCCCUGAAGCAUGUGUUUCUAUUGACAGCAAGGACAUGCUAGCAUUUUUAACAGGAAAAAGAAGCGAUCUUCCUCAGAAGCUUGUGUAUAAGUAGACAUUUAUCAAAUUGAACACUUAUUAACAUAAUGAUUUGUGAAUCUUAGAUCGUGACAUUCUAGAGGAUACUUAUUCAUUUUUGAUGGACGUUGUUCCCCAAUGAAGCCUAUAGUUACCUUGAUCAACCAUUAUUAUUUUAUUUUUUUCCUUCACAAAGAAUGUGCUUAAAAUGAGUAUUACAUAUGGAUAUAUUUCAUUGAAUGCAGGAAACAUAAUGUAUUGAUUGCCAUCUUCCCAAUGUGUCAAGCCAUUACAGUAUCACUGGUAUAUAAUGCAUGUUAAAGAUAUUUGAUGCACUUGUUCUGAGAAAUAGAUAGCCAAAGACAGAUUGCAGACUAUUGAGUAUUUGGAUUCAAACAUGAAAUAUUGUGGUUGACUGUAUUAUAUAUGUUACCAAGCGUGUAUGUGAGUGUUUGUACCUAGUAGCGCUUAUAGGUGAUUAUAAGAGGGGUAUGUGGUUACAUAUAGAUUUUUUUUGAUUUUCUACUAUUUCUAUGGCUUGUAUGUAUAUCUGUUCUACUCUGGUUUAUGCUCUGAUGUGAUUGUAGGAUACACAUUAGAUACAUAUAUCUAUAUCAAACUGUGUUUUCAAACCAUGCUUAUUAGUUGAUAAUGCUUACACUUGUGCUACCAGUCUACUACAAACUGAAGAUGGUCAUUUCAAAAUGCAUGUUAUUAUGAUACUAUACAUGUAUAUUUUUCAUUACCUUGUAAUUCGUAACAUCAUAUUUCUAAACAUAUCAUUAGUUUUUAAUAUGAAAUUAGUACUAAAUUGGCGCUUCCUGACUAGUUCAAAAAAAUUACUGGUACGGAAUCCGGCUUUGUUUUUAAUUCCGGAUCUCCUGUCCGGAGACCGGCUUCUUUUGUCAAUUUUAUUAGUUGCGAGGUUGUUGUUUCCGGUGAAUAAAGUGGAGGGAAACACAUGUUCUUGUCAGCGUACGUACUCUUUGUAUUAUAAACGUACGGAUCAACGCCUCAUUAUCACUGCAGGCGAGUUCCCCAAACUCAAAACGUUGACCCAACAUCGGUUAACAAUGCUUCCUUGGGGUGAAAAUAUGCAAUAUCACCCUCUCAUGAAUGUGAUAUUUAUAUAGAAGUGCAUAGAUAAACCGUCAAGACUCGAAUGACUAUGUUACCCUCAAACUACCUUUCUAACUCGAUAGACACCCGUGUCGCCCCUGCAACACGUGCCGCACGUCACACGUUAACCGUCCCGCCUCUAGCGGCUGUAGCUACCUGUGUGAUCACCUUGGCCACAUAUCCGGAUACUAGUACACCUGUACUACCUGCGCUACAUACAUGACGGUAUACCGUGGAUAUAAUAAAUAUACCAUAUACACUGCUAUGGAUGACAAGCUAAAACAGAAAUAUACACUACCGGAAAACAAAUUAAAAGGUCGUUACAUCUCCUGUAAUAUAAAGGUAUAUGCAAAAGUUGUGAAAAAAACCCUGCAUGAAUGAGAUGAACUUUCAUAGCCGUCUGUGUCAUAUACACAUAACCACAUUAUAACCAUAUGUUAUUGCCCUGAUGUUACUUAACAUUAUGGAGAAGACAGGGGACACACUAGUGUUUUAUGUGAAUCACGAAAAGGUCGUGGAAAAUAAACCAGAUCCAACAACAACCUUGCUCCAUUACCUCCGACGGCACCUUAAACUAACAGGGACGAAGAACGCUUGUAAUCAGGGAGGAUGUGGAUCGUGUACCGUCAUGCUGUCAUGGUGGGACAAAACCGAACAGCAAGUCAAACAUGCCAAUGUAAAUGCUUGCCUCGUUUUGGUAUGUCAUCUCCAUGGCUACGCCGUAACGACGGUGGAAGGGGUGGGUAGCACGCAGAGGGGGCUCAAUGGGAUACAGACAAGUUUGAUGGAGUCGUUUGGCCUCCAAUGUGGCUUCUGUACUCCGGGUAUGGUGAUGACAAUGCACACCCUGCUACAACAGAACACCAACCCUUCACAGGAAUCACUGGAGAAGGUACUUGAAGGGAACCUCUGCCGCUGCACAGGAUAUAGACCAAUUGUUGACGCAUUUCAAAGCCUUUGUAAAAAGAAAUGCGCACAGCGUAAGGAGUGCAGCAAUGGUGACAUCGAGGACCUUUGUCAUUUGACCAUUAAUGGUGGCGCUAAAUAUGAGAAUAACAGCGAUGAGAAGAGCAAAGGGAACUUCAGUUUACCAAAAGAACUUAAGAUUGAUCAAGGUACUGAGAGCCUAGAAUUCCGGAGUGGCGACUGGUGCUGGCUGAGGCCUGUGACCCUACCGGAAGUACUUACUCUGAUGGACACCCUACCAGACAGUUACAUCAUUCUGGGCGGAACCAAUCUAGUUGGAAAACUAAAAUCAAAGCAAAUCACCAAAGGCACUUUGAUCUCGUGUGCGCAUGUGGAGGAAAUGACAAUAUUUGAACAAAAGGAGGAUGGUAUUGAGAUGGGUGCGGCUCUCACUCUUUCCAGUAUCGAGGAUCGUUUUAAGUCGUACGCGCUUUCACUUAAUGGACGGGGCGUUCGUGGACAUGCGGUCACUGCCAUGCUGGACAGUCUGCAAUGGCUGGCGUCUCUUCAGAUCAGGAAUCAGGCGACUCUUGGAGGCCACGUGAUGAUUUCAGACCCUCGAUCUGAUUUGUGUGUUGUGCUAAUGGCUGCAGGGGCGAGGGCUGUGGUGAUUUCUAAAGAUGGACGCAAAGAAGUAGCGAUCGACAACAAUUUUUUUACAAGUAAUGGUUCCACAUCACUUACCCGGAGAGAAGUUUUGGUAUCGGUCAAGGUACCUUUUAACCCCGUGAACACAUACAUUGCGUACUUCAAGCAGGCUAAUAGAAAGGGUUUCGACUACGCUCUAGUGAAUGCAUGCUUCUACGCCAGGUUUGGUGAAAGUGGAUCCUUCAACACCCUUGACCUUUGUUUUGGAAGUGUGCUGGACACAACCAAAAAACUGGUCCAAGCCUCAUCACUAGCUACAUCAAGUUACCCUGACGACAGUACAUUAGGAAUGGUGUGUGAUGAGAUCAAACGUGAACUCGAAGUGGAAUCUAAAGGCACUGUCAGCAAGUACAAACAGAAACUGGCCUGUGGCUUCCUGAUCAAGUACUGGAGUGAGAUACAAAACUCACUUAAUCACAACAAAAAGGAAAAUAUCAAUGAUCUUCUUUGGAUGCCUUGCGAAGGUCAGCAGGUGUAUCAGGCGCCCUCGCCUGGACAACCGGCGCAAGAUGCAGUAGGGCGACCCAUUCCUUUGGUUGCUGCGCCUGCGCUUGUGACAGGACAAGCCAUGUUUCUUGACGACAUGCCACGGUUUGAAAAUGAGCUAUACGUCCAGCCGAUAUUGAGUACAAGAGCGCAUGCGCGGAUAUUGAGUGUAGACAAAAGUGUUGCCAUGGAUACACCAGGCGUUGUAGAUGUCUUAGAAGCGUCGUCAGUUCCAGGCGAUAAUAAGUGGGGGAUCUUUGUCAACGAUGAACCUUUAUUUGCUGAAAACGAAGUCUUUUGUGUUGGUCAAGCUAUAUGUGCCGUUGUAGCUACAUCGGAACAAUCUGCAAAGGCUGCGGCUGACCUUGUGAAGGUCACGUAUCUUGAUCUACCAAGCAUAACAACAAUGGAGGAGGCAAUCGAAGCAGACUCUUAUUUUGACUACACCUCACACCCGAUCGUUUGCGGGGACCCUAACAAACAUUUCCCACACUGUGAUUUUGUGAACAAGGGCCAGGUUCGGUCUGGUUUCCAGGAACAUUUCUAUUUAGAGCCGAGCGGAGCACUUGUUGUACCAAAAAACGAAUCUGGAGAAAUUGAAUUAUUUACAACAUCGCAAGCACCAUCAUUUUGUCAGGCAACAGCAUCUCGGAUACUUGGCAUACCAAGGAACAGAAUCAUCGUCAGGCAGAAGAGACUUGGCGGUGGCUUUGGAGGAAGAGAAUAUCGUACUCCUCUGAUGUUCGGCGCCGCUGCCAUAGCAGCACAUAAAUGGGGAAAACCUGUUCGAAUGAUUAUGGAUAGAUCUACAGAUUUUAAGACUACUGGGAAGCGUCAUCCUUUCUUGUCAAAAUAUAAGGCAGGUUUCCGGCGUGACGGGACACUCGAAGCUAUAUCAAUACAUUUCUACCUCAAUGCCGGAUACACACUGGAUGUAUCAACAGCGAUUUUGGACAAUGCAUGUUUCAAUGUAGACGCAGCAUAUAAAACGCCCGUGUUUUCAGUGUACGGACAUGUUUGUAAGACCAACACACCCUCAAAUACAUCCAUGAGGGCGUUCGGCGGGGCAGAGGCGGUCUUCGUCAUGGAGGCAAUACUGUGUUCUGUAGCGGACACUCUCGGUCUGGAUCAAGAAUAUGUACGCCAACUUAACAUGUACAGAGAAGGCAGCCUUACUCACUAUAAACGGAAACUAGAAAACUGUAUGCUACAACGUUGCUGGCGAGAUUGUAUGAUACAAAGCAACUUUGAGGAAAGAAAAGAAACAGUAGCAGCAUAUAACAGUCAGAACAAGUACCAGAAGAAAGGCAUAGCUGUAAUGCCCCUAAAAUUUGGUGUUGGAUAUCCAGUCAGGCACCUUAACCAGGGCGCUGCUUUGGUAAACAUCUACCUGGAUGGUUCCAUAACUAUUGCACAUGGAGGGGUGGAGAUGGGACAGGGUCUUCACACAAAGAUGAUACAGGUAGCUUCCCGAGCUCUAGGUGUAUCCAUAGACAACAUCUACAUCAGUGAGACAGGUACCAACACCUGCCCAAACACUACCUCAACAGCGGCCAGCGUGUCAUCAGACCUGCAAGGAGCGGCCAUUCUGGAUGCAUGCAAUACAAUCAAUGAAAGAUUACGCCCAUUUAAACAGCAGAAACCGACGGGGCAAUGGACAGAAUGGGUCAAUGCUGCCUACAUGAACAGAGUGAGUCUCUCUGCUACAGGGAUUGGCAGACCGGGAGAUCAGGAGUGGGACUUUGAGAAAGGCGUGGGUAACCCUGUCCACUACUACACGUACGGGGCCGCAUGUACGGAAGUGGAGAUUGACUGUUUAACGGGAGAACACCAGGUGUUGAGCACUGACAUCGUCAUGGAUAUUGGAAACAGUCUGAACCCAGCUCUUGACGUAGGGCAAAUUGAGGGCGGUUUUGUUCAGGGAUACGGCUGGAUCACAUUGGAGGAAUUAAAAUUUUCAUCUGAUGGUCAAACCUUAGCUAGUGGGCCUGUCGAUUACAAAAUCCCGGGCAUACGGAACAUUCCACGUCGGAUGAAAGUUUCCAUACUCAAGGAUUGUCCCAACAAGGGUACCGUAUAUUCCUCAAAGGGUGUAGGGGAGCCUCCUCUUCUCUUGGCAAUAUCAGUUUAUAUUGCGCUAAGGGAAGCCAUCCGAGCUUGCCGAAAGGAUGCGGGAUUAUCUGGUCAUUUUGACCUCGAUAUUCCUUUGACUGCCGAAAACAUUCGAAUGGCUUGUCCAGUGGAAAUUCCUACAGGCAAACCAGAUGUGUAAACAAUGGGAUAUUUAGGAAUCGGACUCCAAUAAUAUCAUAAAUUAAUUGAAGAAAUAUUUGUGAAAUUUGACAUACGUUUUGAAAUUGAAGUCUUCAUGGGUCCUAAUAUCACCACGCAAAAUUGUUCAUGGAAGGAUCCGUUUUAUGUACUUAUAUUCAAAAGAUGAUAAUUCUGGAAGUGUCCAGAAAGUGUGAAAAUAAAGCAUCGAUCUUUCUUAAAAUAAUUGUAUAAUCCAAUAUAUGUAGUUAUACGGACAAGCAAUUAACUAAACUUAUUAUUUCAUUUAUUAUUAUUAUAAAUUAUAUUUUCACAUUGAAAAUAUCAAAAGGAAAUGAUUUCUGCAAUAACCACCAUAGGUUUGCCUCACUCCCGUCUUACUGGAUAAACCAGCUAGGAGUUAGUAAACAUUUUUGAUUAACCACUAGUGGAUACUAUGUUAUUAGUAAAUCUUCUUAUAAUGACUGCUAUGAGACGUCAUCUUCCAUUUUACGUCAUACUUCAUAGAAAUUGUUCCCCAGAUUGGUAACUGGAAUGGUGUUUUCUGAAGAGAUACAUAUGAUUUUCUGGAUAUGCUAACUGAUCGUUGUGGGAGCAAAAAGUUCCCAAACUCGUGAGGUUCGAUUAUCAUAUUUAUCAAACUCUCGUUAGUUGAUUUUCAAAUUGUACAAUUAUAAAGCUCGUGUCUUUAUACAAUUCAAAAAUUAACUAAUUCGAUUGAGAUAAACAUAGAUAACCAACCAUCACUCUUUGGGCAACAUUUAUAUACAAUGUAGUUGUUUCGUUAUUUCCAAUUAUGGUCUUAACUAGUUCGUGAUCAUGUUAGCUUUUGAUCAUGCGAUGAAAUACAACGUAAAAGGAUUGUGUCAAUAACGAAUACCUAUUCUAUUAUGAGAAAUUAUAGAUCAUUAAUAACUUGUCAAAAAAAAGCGUUAAAAAUAAUUGAGAUCCAAAUCAGAUUUUUUUUUACAUCAGAAUCGAACGUCGUAACAUUGCAUGUAUACAAUCCGUAUCUACUAAUAUUUAGUGAAUUGCAGCAGUGUGCAAGUCAAUCUCAGUAAAACUAACAUAUCUUCCAUUAAA
Molecule: messenger RNA, 7068 nt
Organism: Mizuhopecten yessoensis (Yesso scallop)
Lineage: Eukaryota; Metazoa; Mollusca; Bivalvia; Pectinida; Pectinidae
Product: xanthine dehydrogenase/oxidase-like
Exons: 34
Coding region: 2063-5986 (1307 amino acids)
Molecular function (GO): oxidoreductase activity; iron ion binding; FAD binding
Source: RefSeq, a predicted model, not a curated record